Messenger RNA from Ilyonectria robusta, 3826 nucleotides. RefSeq names its product type III restriction enzyme. The coding region runs from base 161 to 3826 and encodes 1221 amino acids. The record is from RefSeq and is a predicted model, not a curated record. The transcript is spliced from 3 exons. Lineage: Eukaryota; Fungi; Ascomycota; Sordariomycetes; Hypocreales; Nectriaceae. Gene Ontology annotation, biological process: interstrand cross-link repair; double-strand break repair via synthesis-dependent strand annealing; replication fork reversal. Gene Ontology annotation, molecular function: ATP binding; 3'-5' DNA helicase activity; hydrolase activity.
CAGCCUGGUAUCAGCACCGCAACAGGGUUUCACGCCAAAAUCACGAUCGAUUCACAGUCCCCGAGAUGCAUUAAAUCUUGGGAGUUGACCUCACUUGACCUUAGUUGACCCCCGACGACUUCUACCACUUCUCGAAUCAUUGUCUGUCUGCCUGUUCACCAUGGACAGCGACGAAUUCGAUGAUGGGAUCGCCGAUGAGGACUUUCUCACUGCAUUUGACCAGGUGUCUUCAUCUACUGGCCCCCAGAGUGCUGCAUUAGCAUCUUCCGGGCUUGCAAGUGGUUCUCUUCCUCCGAAAACCCAACAAGCUUCUGUUAUUGCCGCCUCCCUUGAGCUAGAAGACCUCCCCUCAGACGCAUUCUCAUCCCCAGAACCCGCCCCAGCACGGGCACUCACACGAACCAUCUCAACAGGACCGGCUCCCCGCACAGGGCUGAGCCGUACAAACUCUGGAAAUUACCGUCAAACCACCCUUUUUGGUGGAUCCCUAUUCCCUGAUGGCCCAAGUCUAUCCCAACCCGCAACAAACAGAGCUUUCCGUGUCGACCUACCUCGUGAGGAGCCGAGUCACCAUGAACUCGACAAAGAAGCGAUGGAGACCUGGGUGUACCCUACGAACUUGGGUGCUACCCGAGAUUACCAAUUCAGCAUCGUGAAGAACAGUCUUUUCAACAACACCCUGGUAGCGCUGCCGACUGGUCUCGGUAAAACCUUCAUCGCCGCGACUGUGAUGCUCAACUUUCACCGCUGGACCAAGCAAGCCAAGCUCGUAUUUGUUGCACCGACGAAACCCCUUGUGGCACAGCAAAUUGACGCCUGCUACCACAUCGCCGGAAUCCCACGCUCGGAGACGACAUUGUUGACAGGCGACAUCCCUCCAGCCUUGCGAGUCGACGAGUGGCAGAAGCGGAGAGUGUUUUUUAUGACUCCUCAAACGCUCUUGAACGAUAUUUCUCACGGCUACGCGGAUCCGAAGUCCAUUGCUCUGAUGGUCAUCGACGAAGCACAUCGAGCUGUAGGGGAGUACGCGUAUGCCAAGGUGACAAAGCUCAUUCGUCGCUUCUCCAAAAGCUUCCGCGUCCUAGCGUUGACAGCCACACCUGGUUCGAAGAUUGAGACGGUGCAGGAGGUUAUUGACAAUCUUGGGAUAUCCCAUUGCGAGAUUCGCACAGAAGAAUCCAUUGAUAUUCGACAAUAUGUUCACCAAAGAAAUGUUGAGCAGGUGGUGCUGGAUCCUUCUGACGAGAUGAUGCUCAUCGGUGAGCUCUUUACAAAGGCCCUGAAACCAAUGACGGACAAAUUGAGCUCGCAAAACAUCUACUACGGGCGCAGCCCGAUGGCCAUGACUGCAUACGGCCUGAUGCAAGCUCAAAAGGAGUGGUUUGCCACGCGGGGCAAGCACACGAACCAAGGAGUGCAAUUCAUGAUGAGAGCCGUUUUUAGUGUUCUCACGAGCAUUGCGCAUUCGAUCAAGCUGCUCAACUUCCAUGGCAUCAAACCCUUUUACGACAACAUUGCCGACCUCCGUAGUGAGCAGGAAGACAAGGGCGAGAAGGGUUCCAAAUACAAGCGACAACUCAUUCAAGACUCUAGCUUCCAGGAGAUGAUGGACAGAAUUUCGAAAUGGCUGAGGACGGAUGGGUUCGUGGGCCACCCGAAACUGACUGCUUUGGCUGACACCAUUCUGAACCACUUCAUGGACCGUGGUGAAGGGUCCGCAACACGUGUCAUUGUUUUCAGCGAGUAUCGAGACUCUGCAGAGGAUAUUGUUCGCAUGCUGAAUACUCACCAACCGCUCAUAAAGGCUAGCAUCUUCGUUGGGCAAGCAGAUAGCAAGCGAGGAGAGGGAAUGAAGCAGGCACAGCAAAUCGAAGCUAUCGAAAGGUUCAAACAAGGUCAUUUCAACGUUCUUGUUGCAACAUCGAUUGGUGAGGAGGGUCUCGACAUUGGUCAGGUCGAUCUCAUUGUGUGCUAUGACUCCUCCGCAUCGCCAAUUCGAAUGUUGCAGCGAAUGGGUCGAACGGGACGAAAACGGGCCGGAAACAUUGUGCUGCUUCUGAUGCGAGGCAAAGAGGAAGACCAGUUCGCAAAAUCAAAGGAUAGCUAUGAGAAGAUGCAGAAGUUGAUUUGCGAGGGGAGUCGGUUCAACUUCCGCUUUGACCUCUCAACGAGGAUCGUGCCGAGAGAGAUUCGACCAGAAGUUGACAAACGACACGUCGAGAUUCCUAUCGAAAAUACCCAGGACUCGUCGUUGCCCGAACCCAAGAAGCGCCGGGUUCCUCGUGGCAAGAAAGUGCCGCCUAAGAAAUUCCACAUGCCGGACGGAGUUGAGACGGGCUUCCAGACGGUGUCCAGUCUCCUUGGCAAAGGCACCGCCAAAGGUACCAAGGCACGUCAGACAAAGCCAAAACGGAACCCGGAGCUAGAUGAUUUCGUCCCGGUGCCCGAUCUCAAAAGCGUGUUCCUCGGGGACAAGGAGCUUAAGGAGCUUAACCGAGCGUAUCGCGACUUACCCUUCAACCAUAGCGUGGUCGAGGAGACCGACAUGCCUAACAUGACAGCCUAUCCUGAGCUCCAGAGACGACUGCGCACAGUGGUCAAAGUCAAACACGGCACUCAUACAAAGCGAUGCGUUAAGAUGUGGUAUAAGAUGGGAAACGACCCUGAUAGCCUGGUACGACCAUGUCGAUCGGUAGACACCAGCAACUAUCGCGAGAUUCCGGUCCGAGCCUUUGUUGACUCUGACGGGGAAGUGGAGAAGGAAGAUGCGCCGGCCAAACCAGCAGCAGCUCCCGCCAAGAGGAAGCAAAGCAGAAAACCCGCCCCCAAGGCAGAGUCUCAACCAAAAAGAAGGCGAGUAUCUGCUAAAGCAAGCUCAACGUCCCAGGAGGCAGAAGACGACGAGGAUGAAGGUGUACCUGCCCGUCGAGGUCGGCCAAAGAAAGGGAACAAACCUAAAGGCAGGGGAAAGAAGAAGGCCCAGCGAAAGAGUGGUGGAAUCAACAGCGAUGAGAUUGGGGACGACUGUGGCCGGUCCAGUGACAUGAUGGAGACAGACGGGUCCGACGAUGGCGAGGAUCUGGUGGACUUCAUUGUGUCGGACAACCACAUUACGUCAAGCAUGAGGGAACCACGAUCCACAUCACCAACCACGGCCAGUCCAACACCAACUCCACCCGAUCGAACGGAGAAGCCCUUCUUUGUGCCAACACAGUUUUCCGCGACGCAGGAAAGCGAGGAUAUUCCGGAUAUAGACACACUGGUGGGGUCGAAAGCAGGAGGAGAUGAGUUGGAGCUGGGAGGCGUCUCCUACUCCGUCUCGACCCUCGCCCUCCCCGCUCUCCUCCGCCUACCCUCCUCAGCGUCCGCCUCUCACGGCCUCGCCACCCUCUCCGAGGCCCUCAAGACGCCCAUCCUCGCCCUCACCUCGCUCGCCUCGGCGCCCUUCCUCCUCUGCUUCAUCUUCGCCCCGCGCGCCUCCCGCCAUCCCUACCUCCUCUAUACCUCUAUCCUCGUCGCCCUCUCCACCGUCGCCCCGGGCUUCGUGCCCCAGCCGACUCCCCGAGCCAUCGCCCCCGCGCCCGCAGCCAAGCCCUCGGCGCGUGCCCGAAUGGAGGCGAGCUACGAGGUCCUCGGCGAUUCCCACAGCGAGCCCGCAAGCGAGGAGGAGAUUGAGGAUGUCAACGGCGAGGAGGUUCGCGCCAGCGUCGAGGGCCUGGCUCGGAGCUAUGUCGCCAGGACCGCCCUCUCUGCAUUGGGAUUUGCCUUGGCUGUCAUCGGCAUUUGGGGAGACGGUGCCCCCCAGGCCGUCAUCUACGUUUCCUAA